This is a messenger RNA of Colletotrichum siamense, 1992 nucleotides long. It is a transcript of the gene FIGNL1, whose product is annotated as Fidgetin-like protein 1. The record is from RefSeq and is a predicted model, not a curated record. Bases 1 to 1992 code for a protein of 663 amino acids. Lineage: Eukaryota; Fungi; Ascomycota; Sordariomycetes; Glomerellales; Glomerellaceae. Gene Ontology annotation, molecular function: ATP binding; ATP hydrolysis activity. The transcript has 2 exons.
AUGGCCACCGAACAAAGCCUCGAGUCUAUAUUUCCCGCCUUGCGACUGGGGUUCGAAGGACACUCAAAAGAGCCCAAAGAAAAUGAGAUUGGCGACAAGAUUGCAUGCGGCAGAAAAUGCACGUCAAAGACCCUCUAUGGAAGCUGGGAUAACGAAGAAGAUGACUUCAUCUGGUCGGAAGAGUAUCCGGACAAUAUCGCAGAGGCGGCGGAAAAUGAAGAGACAAUGCAGUGCGCUAUACUUGUCAGAAAAAAGAAAAGUACGGAUCCAAGAAGAUCUCUGGAGAUCCACAGCAUAGUGAUUCAGAGCCCGUUGAUCAAAGAGGUGCUCAGCGAAGUCUUUGCGGGAUAUCCUGAUUGCAACCUUGAGCUGGAGCGAACGGAGAUCGACGCUCCAUUUGGUCCGUUUGUCCACCGAUGGGACGGUUUUACAUCUGCUCUCGAAGAUGAGAAGUUGGGCGAGGAAACUCGACAGCAUUUGCAACUAUUGAACGACGCCAUUGCUCCUGAGGUGACGGACAUCAUCAAUAAGGUCAAAGACUACAAGAAGAACAAUGUCGUUGACUUCAAGUACCUCUGGGCCAUUUUCGAACCAGGGUGCACUGUCUUUACUAUAGAACAUGGUCAUCAAAUGGCAGCGUGCUUCGAGACGUCGACCUACAUUGAGACUCAAAACGGAAAACAGCUACUUCUAUGGUGCAAAGCAAUCAACUGGGAAAAGUCCGACUUUGGCUGGGAGAGCAAGAGACUUACGAUCAAGGAGUUCAAGAGCACCAUUCCCAUAUCAUCACUACCCGUCUUUCCCUUGAAGAACCACAAAGGGCACGCAAUUAUCGAGCAGAAUCUCAUCCAAAGAGGCAAGCUAUUUGAGAGUCUCUGCGGACUGCAGUACAGAGAUUACGAUGGGCAAGCUGUUCAAGUUGUACAACUUCAAAACAGUUUCGAAGUUCGGGAGAAGGCCGUCAGGGUACAAGAACGCAUUGUCAUUGACGCUGAGGCGUAUGACAGGUUCAAUCCCCACGACCAGACAUUCACUCAUCCGAUCUUGGAUGACAAGGAAAAAAAUGUGGAGUCGUCUCGCUUUGGACAUGCGGAGUACACCGUGAUCCCGAUAGAUUUCGUCAAGAAGGGAGAGUCCAAGAAGACUCUCACCGACUACGAACAGCUCCUAUGCGUGCCGUUCGUCCGCGGCUACGCUCUCAAGACCAAACGAUGGCUUCGACUCAGUGUCUCCUCCGUGAAGGAGAUCGAGUUGAACGAAGGCGCCUUCAGCAGCUUAGUGCUGCCAGAAAAUUACAAGAAACUCCUACGCGCCUUCAUGGAAAGUCAGCUCCAGUUCAAAAACGACUUCGACGAUUUCGUGGCGGGAAAGGGGAAAGGGAUCGUCAUCUUGCUUUCUGGUAGCCCGGGAACAGGCAAAACCCUCACUGUAGAGAGCGUUGCCGAAGUCCUCAAGGCGCCACUGUACAGUCUCAGUGCUGGAGAUCUUGGGACCGACAGCGGCAGCGUUCAGGAACGUCUAGAUGAUGCUCUCCAGCUCGCCGCUGAUUGGAAUGCGGUGCUACUGAUCGACGAAUGCGAUGUGUUCCUCGAGGCCCGGAGCAGUGAUAAUCUAGACCGCAACGAGCUCGUCAGCAUAUUCCUCAGAACGAUAGAGUACUACGAGGGGAUAAUGUUCCUGACUACCAACCGCCUGGAAUCGAUCGACCCUGCCUUUCACUCAAGAGUACACCUAAGUCUCGAGUAUCCUGGUCUCGAGCAAUCAUCUCGAAAGGAGAUCUGGUCGGGAUUCUUGGACAAGAUUGGAAAGGGGGAUCAGAGGCAUGCAUUGAGCGAAGAAGAUAUCGGAAAGCUUGCGUCGCUGGACUUAAAUGGUCGCCAGAUUAAAAACAUUCUGAAGACGUCCAAUCUACUGGCUUGUUCGGAGAAGACAAGGCUUAGAUUUGACCAUGUGAAGACUGUACUUGAAGUAUGGCGUUACAAGGUCCAAUGA